AUGAGGAGGUGUUUUCGAUUGUCGCGCGACGAGCGAAUUCUGAGCCGUCAAAUUGGUGUGCUCAUUUUCGCGGCCGCCUUUUUUGCGGUGAUCUGCUUGUCGAGCACGGUGUUUGGUGGUGGGAAUGGGAGUGAUGAGAUUCUGGUGUCGAGGAGGGUGAAGAGAGAUUCGAGUAAAUAUGAAUUUGAUGAUUGCAAACCCAGAAUUCAGCCAGGUAAGUUAGCCUAUAUUCUGGGACAAAAUCAUCCAGAAAAGCUGAAAUUCAAGGCUUCAGACAUUUUUUUAGAAGUUCAGGAUAAUUUUUUGAAGAGAUUUUCAGGUCAUCUAGAAGUUUCAGGAAAUUUUAGAGAAGUAGGAGAAGCUUAGAGUUAUGACGUGGCAAAUUUUUAUUUGAAAAAUCAAAAAAUUUGCGAUUUUCAAGAGAUCAAAAAUUAAUUUUGCUGUAAACAAUUUCAUUGAAUUGGAGCUGAGCUCUAAAUUAAUUUUGGUUCUCGUUAAAAUUAAUUCAGAGCUUGAUUUUUGACCUCCGAAUUUUUGGGGACUGGAAUAGAAAUUGAAGAAAAUCAAAAUUUAAAUGCCACGUAUAGUUUGUUCGUACUAAAAACAGGGAGGAGAAUUUCAGAAAAAAAUUUAAGAAUUUAUUUUUGCCACAUUUUUUCCAAACUUUCUCAAAUGACUCAUGAUUCAUAUCAAUUUGAACCUUCAUCUCAUCUCAAAACCCUCUCAAAAAUUCCACUCACUCACUCCAAGAAAGCCAAAAAAAACUACGUGAUAAACAGCGAAAUAUGCCUGCCCCAUUAAUAUUUCAUCAAUCUCGAUUUGUUUCCAGGAAGUUCCACCAACUCAUCGCAAUUUCCCGCCGAUUUUUUGUCGAUGGAAUCGAAGAGGCGCGGCGCUGUGAUGAUACACAUCGGACUGUUGAUCUAUAUGUUUGUGGCGUUGGCGGUGGUGUGUGAUGAGUUUUUUGUGCCCUCGUUGUCGGUGAUUACGGAAGUGGUGGGUGUUUUUUUUUGGUUGGAAAUUGCAAGUGCGCUCUGCUGAACAGCUAGUGUGUUUUUCAAUGUUCAAAAAAAUGUCAUUGAGAUGAAAUUAGCAAAUGCGCUCUAGCGAAAAUUUCAAUUUUUGAAUAAAUAUUCAAAUUUUCAUGUUCUUUAGUAACAGCAUGCCAACUAGACUAUAGUUAUGACGUGGUAAAAUUUAGACAAAUGCGCUCUAUCGAACUCUUUACGCGUUUCCUAGUUUUUCAAUAGAAAACUGAGCAAACGCGCUCUAUCGAACAAUUUCACUUUUCGAAAAAUAUUCAAAUUUUUAAUUUGACAAUCAGAAAAUGUGUUAUGACGUGGUCAGAUCAGAACUACACUAUAGGUAGGGUUUUCCAUAUGUCUAAACUAGACUAUAGUUAAACUAGACUAUAGUACCCACAUUUUCCAGCUCACCAUAUCCGAUGACGUGGCAGGCGCCACAUUCAUGGCCGCCGGCGGUUCAGCACCCGAAUUCUUCACCUCCCUCUUCGGCGUCUUCAUCGCCCAAGACAACGUUGGUGUCGGCACCAUCGUCGGCUCGGCCACCUUCAACAUUCUAUGCGUUCUCGCAUUCUGCACACUAUUCUCCCGCCAAGUUUUGCACCUAACCUGGUGGCCGCUGUUUCGUGACAUGUCCUUUUACACAUUGUCACUCUUCUUGCUUCUCAUAUUUUUUGGUGAUGAACAAAUCGAGUGGUUCGAGGUGAGUUAGGGGAACUUAACGCUUGACUCAAGCAAAAAAAAUAAAAAAAUCUGUGGAGGUAUGGGGAAUCGAACCCCAGACUUCUCGCAUGCAAAGCGAGCGCUCUACCCCUGAGCUAUACCCCCGCGUGUUUUCCCUGUUUGUUUAUUGCAUAGACAUAUUUGAUGGUUUUCGGGAGAUAAAACCGGUUUUAUUGUUGGAAAUUCUAACAAAUGUAAAUUGUGGAAAUGAUUCGUGAAAUUUUUCGCAGGCCUUCACCAUGUUCGCCAUAUACAUAACCUACGGGUUCUUCAUGAAAUACAACGCCGACAUCGAAACAACCGUCAAACUUUUCCUAUUCAACAAUUUCGGAAUGGGCAAGCAACUCAGCCCAAAUCCCAACGCGGAACACGCGCACAACGCCGGACACACUCCGCGAAGUGCAGAAGCCCUGGGCGCAGGCGGACCGCGUCGCAGUUUCCCGAUGCUACACGGCGGGCAAGAGGUGCGCAAGAGUAUCGCACAACUUGUGAUCGGUGAUGUGGAGGAGAGUGCGUCCAGUGAGUCAACUGAAAGGUCGACUGAAGGUUCGGAGAAAGUUGCGAAUGGUAGAACUAUCAUGGUGAAGCCCAAGAAUCCUGAUGAUCCUGAUGAGAUGUUCGUAAAGCAGAGUGAGUUAUAGGAAGUUUCGCUGAAGCUUUUAAGCUAUUAAAACAUGUAUUUGUAGAUAACAUCACAACAGUGGCUGCUUUUGUGGAAUUUGGAAACAAUAACAAUAAUGAGAAGAAGAACGGCACUUAUCUGACGCCUAUUGAUAAACCUAUGCAUUUAGAAGUCCCGUCGGCUACCCAUGUUCCACCGAUUAUGUUAGAUAAUGUGAGUCGGGUAAGAUCAGGGAACAUCAGGGGUUUUAAGCUAGAUCACACCCCCAACCUCCCCCUUUUCCAGCUCUCCAUGGCUUCCUCCAACGCCGAACAACCGCUCGAUCUCUCCUGGCCUGAAUCCACCCACAAACGUCUACUCUACAUCUUCCUCGCACCAAUAACCUUCCCCCUGGCCUUCACGCUCCCCGAUGUUCGCAAGCAGAACCUCCGCAAAUUCUUCGCCAUCACAUUCGUCGGCUCGAUUCUCUGGAUUGCCGCCUACUCGUAUCUGAUGGUUUGGUGGGCGAACACGAUCGGGGAGACGUUCGGAAUACCCACCGAGAUAAUGGGAUUGACGAUUUUGGCGGCCGGUACGAGUAUUCCGGAUCUGAUAACUAGUGUAAUUGUGGCGAGGAAGGGUUUGGGUGAUAUGGCGGUGUCGUCGUCGAUUGGUAGCAAUCUGUUUGAUGUUUGUGUGGGAUUGCCGAUUCCUUGGCUUAUUCACUUCUCGUUGGGUGUGCUGAAGGGCAAUGUGGAAAAUAGUGAGUUUGAGGAUGAGCUCUCGGGGUUCUCCAUAAGUUUCUCAAGUAUCUAUGACGUGGCAACCUGAAUUCAGAUGGGACAGGGCUUCUAGAGGUUCUCUAUAAUCAUCAAAAGUACCUAUGACUAUUCAUAUACUAGUCGCUCUGGGGGACCCUUGAAUUAACCCCCCCGUCCUUCCAGUAAAUAUUUUCAAAAAGUUAACCCCCCUAUCCAGCUUUUUGUGGGUUUUGGCCCUUAAAGACAUACAAUUCUCCAAGAUUUUCAAAAGUUAAAGGCCCUACCUCCAAAAAUGCACCUAAAGUUAACCCCCCUCCCUUCGAAUUCGGGUUCAUGUAUGCCUAUGACGUGGCAAGAGUUACUCCAAAUUAGCCGAUGAAUUCUGUGGGUACACCGUGCUUCUAGCUAUGACGUGGCAGACUACAAUUUGCUCACUGAAACAUCCUUGCAAAAUUAAUGAAACUUAUUCGAUUAUCCUUGGCAUUUCAGAAAUUUGUGAAUUUAAAUUUUUUAAGGAAUUUUUAAACUACCAUUGAACGUUAUGAAUUUAAAGCUACUUUUAAAAUUACAUUAGUUCCCCUAAGUGACUUAAAGACAUAACCCCAAAGCUUCAAUAAUUUUUUCAGUUUUCUGUAGACAUGACACUUAUCAGAUUUUUAUGGCUGAAAAAUUUAAUAGCUUUGUAGCCUACAAAAUUUCCCCGGGCUCAAAAACCAACUCAAACUCCCCCAAAAAUUCAUUCUCGAAUGCACUUUACCAAACAUCACACAGUUCCAAACUCCAACACCUGUCAAUCAACUGACUCUCCCAAAUGUUGAUGAUUCUCAUCAUAGUUUUAUCUAGGUUGGUGUCUGCCUGCCUACAAACCACACUGACUUGGAGGGACUAUAAUGAUAUGGAGAUAAGGCAGAAAAAUUGUUUUCGGUGAUAACAGAACGAAGUUUUUGAGAAGAGUGUUUGUGUGUGGGCAGAAGAUAAAAAGAACCUUACCAAAAAAAACAGUUUUAAUCUGGAAGACUUAAAAUGUGAUAGGGAGAAAGUAGAGAAGCAGUAUUUUAGAGAGGGUAAGGGCCUUAAGGGUUUCCAGGGGUUUCCAAGGCUUUGCAAGGGUUCCCAAGGGUUCCCAAGGCUCCUCUAGGCAUCUCGAAGGCUUUCGUAGGGUUCCCGAGGCUUCCCGAGGCUCCCCAAGGCCUCCCAAACCUUUCCAAAACUCCCCAUCACCCCCAAUUUUCCAGUCUCGGUCACUUCCAACGGCCUGGUAUGCUCUCUGGGUCUACUCUUCGGUAUGCUGCUAGUCCUCCUGGCGUGCGUCGCGAUAUCACGCUGGAAAAUGGACAAAUUCUUCGGACUCCUAAUGAUCUUCUCGUACUGCGCAUUCUGUAUGCUUUGUAUAUUCCUAGAAACCGGCCAUCUCAAAUGUCCGUUGAGAAAUAGUUGCUAA
Molecule: messenger RNA, 4548 nt
Organism: Caenorhabditis angaria
Lineage: Eukaryota; Metazoa; Nematoda; Chromadorea; Rhabditida; Rhabditidae
Source: the annotation of a GenBank genome assembly